This is a messenger RNA of Balaenoptera ricei (Rice's whale), 744 nucleotides long. RefSeq names its product protein lin-28 homolog A-like. The coding region runs from base 1 to 744 and encodes 247 amino acids. Gene Ontology annotation, molecular function: zinc ion binding; nucleic acid binding. NCBI's taxonomy places the organism in Eukaryota, Metazoa, Chordata, Mammalia, Artiodactyla, Balaenopteridae. The transcript has a single exon. The record is from RefSeq and is a predicted model, not a curated record.
AUGACCGUUCCCACUUACUAUCCUUUUCGUACACUCAAAAUUCAUUUUUUGCCCUUUGACUCUGGACUUCUCUGGGGCCAGCAGCCCGCCGACCAGGGGUCCGGGGCCACGCGGGCUCAGCCGACUGCCUUGAGCUCUGUGUCAGACCAGCAGUUUGCAGGUGUUGGCGCUGAGGCGCAGGAGGACGCGGCCCGGGCGGCCGAGGAGCCGCAGCUGCUGCGCGGAGCCGGCAUCUGUACGUGGUUCAACGUGCGCGUGGGAUUCGGCUUCCUGCCCAUGACUGCCCGCGCCGGGGUCGCACUCGACCCCCCCACCCCCCGGGUGGAUGUCUUUGUGCACCAGAGUAAGCUGCACAUGGAGGGCUUCCGGAGCCUGAAGGAGGGUGAGGCCGUGGAGUUCACGUUUAAGAAGUCGGCCAAGGGCCUGGAAUCUAUCCGAGUCCCCGGCCCUGGCGGGGUGUCCUGUAUUGGGAGCGAGAGGCGGCCCAAAGGGAAGAACAUGCAGAAACGCAGAUCAAAGGGAGAUGGGUGCUACAACUGUGGAGGUCUAGACCAUCAUGCCAAGGAAUGCAAACUGCCACCCCAGCCCAAAGGGUGCCACUUCUGCCAGAGCAUCAACCAUAUGGUAGCCUCGCGUCCACUGAAGGCCCAGCAAGCUCCCAGCUCCCAGGGAAAGCCAGCCUACUUUCCGGAGGAGGAGGAAGAGAUCCAUGGCCCUGCCAUGCGCCCAGAGGCCCAGAAUUGA